AUGAUUAGAAAGGAUAUUCAGUUAUUUUUAUUGAUACUACAACUAGUGAAUGGAUUUAGAAGUCUGUCUAAUACUUACAAUAAAGCUAGUUAUUUGGUUGAAUGUAGAGGAGGACAUUAUCAUGCUCCUGGGAUGAACCCCCAUCCUUGUGUUUGUAUUUUAUUCAUGUGGAUUUAGACUAUAAUUCUGCUUGUUCAUCAGUCACAGAACCGAAAAUGAUCAAAGCGAAUGGCAAUGAAAUGCUAUGCCAUCCGAGACUUCGACAAUAUAUCGUCUGGCCAUAUCAAUACUUUGAAGAGGUGCUAUUCUGUUAGAACCAAGCCAUAAUUUAUGAAUAUUCAGAGAGCACUGAUUUAGUCCUUUCAUGUUUAUUUGUGGUUGAUUCCUGUGCAAUAGCUUAAAAGUCAGGAGACAUCAUUAAGUGCUAAUACUGUAAUGGCUAUAGAACUGGUGAGAAAUGUUAAUAGCCAAUUAGUACUUUAAAUUAAUAUUUAGGUUGCGGAAGUAAUUGUGCAAGUUGUGCAGCAAAUUAUUGUGAAACAUGCAAGGAAGGGUUUUCUCAGUCAAGUAGCGCUGAUCUAUAGUGCAGUUUAGGUAAAUAAAAUUUAAAUAUAAUAGCCUGCCAAACAGGACAUUUAAGCUGUUCUAAGGUUGAUGGAGUAUAUGCAUUUGAAGGGUGUAAAAAAGGUUACGAGCUGAUUGAUAAUUAAUGUGUAGGUAUUAAUAAUAAUAAAGAACUCAAGCUUGUCCUCCUAAAUGUACUAAUUGUGUUAUGGGUAUUUGUUCUUAAUGCGAAUAUCAUUAUCAUUUAAAAGAUAAUUAAUGCUUUGGAGACAUUAAUUGCACUAGAUUAGACUAUACUUAUGAUCCUAACACUGGACUGGCUAUCGGGAUGACUUGUUAAAUUUGCGAUUUUGGAUAUUUUUAUAAUACAACUCAACAAAAAUGCACUCGUAAUUAAAUAUCAAUAUUUUAAGUCUGUAAAUAGUAACCUGGAUUGGAAAAAUGUUUGAUUUGUUUUAAUGCAACAGAAUGCAAAAUUUGUUUGGGAACACAUGUUAUAACUGCAGAUAAGAAAUGCAUACCAUUUGGAGGUUGCUCAUCAAAUUGUUAAACCUGCCUUAAUACCGAUCCUGAUUACUGUACAACUUGCAAUCUGAAGGAAAAAUUUAAAACUUCCACAAUCGAGCCGGGGAAAUGUAUUUGUGAUUAUCCAAAUGGUUAUGUUGACAAGGAUGGUGAAUGUGCAAAAUGUUCUGAUGGGUAAUGUUAAACUUGUACGAGAGAUUAUUAUGAAUGCACAUCUUGUAAACCUAUUACAAAUAGAUCACUUUUUAAUACUUAAUGCAUUUGCAAAUAAGGAUAUUUUGAGACUGGUUAACCUGAUUAAAUAUGUUAAAGUAUUUGUAAAUAUAAAUUAGAAUGCCACUCUGAUUGCUAUAAUUGUAAAGGACCUUAUAAUAAUGAUUGUACAGAAUGUGGAGAUCCAAGCAUCUAUUAUAAAUACAUUGAAAACGGAUCAUGUUUUUGCUUAGAAAGAACAUUUAUGUAAAUUUAAUCUGAUGGAAAUAGCAUUUGCAAACGUAAUAAGAUUACUAAUUUUAUUAGCUUGCCAUUCUUUAUGCUAAAAAUGUUAUUAGCCCUAAGAUAGUACAACUAAUCAAUAUUGCACUAUGUGCAUUGCAGGUCAACGUCGAGUUUUAACUGGUGAUUACCGAUGCAUUUGUUAAGAUGGAUAUGGAAGUGAUGGAAUCUCAGAUAAUUGCAUAAGUGAUUAUAUCAAAUAUAAGAAUAGAGUGUCAUUAUUCGUGUAAGAGUUGUAAUGGACCCCUUGAAACUGAUUGCACUUAAUGUUCCUCUGCUGCCCAGAGGUAUUUGACAUUCGAAAAUAAAUGUGCUUGCAAUUAAGCCUAUUAUGACCCUGGAUUCAAGGAUCCAAAUUGUUUAUGUAAUCUAUACUUUCAUUACUACAAAAUAGUGUCCUGUCAUCAUUCUUGUACUAGCUGUACUGUUUUUGGUUAAGAUUAAUGCACUUCUUGUUCAUCAACAAGACAUGCUGAUAGAGUUGGAGCUUCUUUUUAAUGUCUUUGCAACGAUUCACACUAUUAUAGUGAUCCAUUCUUUUUAGAAUGUUAGCCAUGUCAUCUAACAUGCAAAACUUGUAAUGGCAUUUAUGAAACUAAUUGUCUAACUUGUGACACUACUUAUAGAGAAUUAGUCAUUUCAAAAUGUAAUUGCUACCCUGGUUAUUACAGCAUAGGCAUUUUGUAGUGUUCAUGUGAGUAUUUAAUAAUUAUAUUAGAGUGCCAUUUUACCUGUUUGUCUUGUUUUUCUUCAAAUGAAGAUGGUUGUAUCACUUGCUCCUCUGCCAAAAAUAGAGUAAUGAAAGCAAACAAAUGUGUCUGUAAAGAAAAUACAUUGUUAACAUCAAAUAACGAUUCAAUGUGUUCAAGUAAAUUUUCCAUUUAAAUUUAGAUUGCUCAUAUCGUUGUUCAUCUUGCACUAUAGCAAUUGAUAAUUGCACCGCAUGUCCUGAUUAAUCGUAACGGGAUUUAGGAACUGAUAAUUCUUGUUAAUGUCCAGCUUAUUAUUAUGAUGAACCUGGGAAUCCUAUUUGCAUAAGUACUAUUCUAACUUUAACUCUAGAGUGUCAUCGUACUUGUUAGACUUGCCAAGGGUCAUAAAUUAAUUAAUGUACUUCUUGUAAUCUUCUAAGUAAAAGAGAAUUAAACGCCAAUGGAGAAUGCGUUUGUAAGAAUAACUACUUUGAUGCAGGAGUAUAAGAAUGUUAAAGUAUCUAGUAAUUAUAAUAUUAAUAGCUUGCAGCAGUGAUUGUUUAGAAUGCGCUACUACUCCUUCAAAUUGCAUAUCUUGCAAUCCAGAUAGGUAUUUGCUGGGAAACACCUGUUUAUGCAAAACAAAACUUUAAGGAAGCUAUUUAACUACAUAUCUAGUGCCAUUAAAAAACCGAUGUCAAAGUAAAGUGAUUAAAUUUAUGCAUAGGCUGCCAUUAUAGUUGUCUAUCCUGCAGCGGCCCUUAAGCAAAUUAAUGUUUGUCUUGUUUAAAUUCAGAAUCAAGAACUAUGAUUGCUUCAAGCUGUGUAUGUAUAGAAAACUACUUUGAUACCAGUGUCCCCAUUUGUCAAAGUAAUUAAUUCCUUCAUUUUUUAAGAAUGCGAUUUUCGAUGUUAAGGAUGUACAUCAUUGGCUACUUUAUGUAAAUCUUGCCCAGCAGGAAGCUUAAGAAUAUAUAAUUCUUCAAGUUCUACUUGUAAUUGUCCUAGUUCAUAUUAUGAUGAUGGGGUUAAUCCUGUUUGUUAAAGUAGUAUUUUAUAAUAACUUUAGAGUGCGAUUACACUUGCUUGACAUGUAAAAUGAUAUCGAGUAGAUGUGACACUUGUUAGGUAAACUCAAAUAGAACCUAUAAUUCAUUAUUAUUUUCUUGUCUUUGCGAUGAUCAUUAUUAUGAUUCUGGAACUCCUGUUUGUUAGUAAUGUCAUUAUUCUUGUCUACUAUGUAAUGCUUUUGGGGCUGAUUAAUGUAAGAGCUGCUAAACAUAAACAACUUCGUUAAGAAUAUUAAACGGAAAUGUUUGCUAAUGUCUCCCUGGAUAUUACGAUGAUGGAUUUUCUGCAAAUUGCUAAAAAUGCUAUGACAAAUGUUUAAGCUGUAUUAAUUCUUCAUCUUAUUGCACAUCUUGUGAGUAAACAAGGUAUUUAGACUAAAAUUAAUGUCUAUGCAGAGCUGGUUAUUUUGAUAACGGUGCAAGCAAUUGUAUAAAAUGUGAUUCAAAGUGUUACAAGUGCAAUAUCAAUUCAACAUAAUGUACAGAAUGUGAUCCAAGUGGUUCAAGAAUAUUAAACACUAAUAAUAAUACUUGUUAAUGUAAACCAGGCACAACAGAAAUAGAUGGAUUAUGUUAAAAUUGUGAUUCGAAUUGCUAGACAUGUUCAAAUGCUGCUACAAAUUGUACAUCUUGUGGUCUAAUGAAAUCACUAAUUAACUCAUAAUGUAAAUGUAUAGAUGGAACUUAUUUGUCGAAUGUAGAUAAUAAAUGCUAGAAUUGUAACCCUACUUGUGAAAUUUGCGGUGGAUUAGACUCAUUUUGUUUGAGUUGUUCUUCAGAUAAAAAUAGGAUUAUCGAUAAUACAAAUCACACUUGUAUUUGUAUGGCUGGAUAUUAUGAAGAUAUGGUAAAUAUCUCUUGUUUGCAAUGCGAUCAAACAUGUUUAACUUGCUUUGGUAUUUCUUCAUAUUGCACAAAAUGUGAUUCAAAUCUGAACCUAACGCUGAAUUAUUAAAAUAGAUGUGUUUGCAAAUCAGGUUAUUUUUUUAAUCUCACUACUUAAUAAUGUUAAGGUAUUAUAUUAUAAUCAAUUUAAGGUUGUCAUAUUAGUUGCACAGAAUGUUUGACUUUAACUUAAUGCUUAACUUGUGAACUAAUGACUCGAUAUUUUGAGAGCGAUACAUCAAAAUGUUUAUGCAAGGAUGGCUAUUAUGAAGCUAAUCAAAAAUCAUGUUUAUGUACUAAUUAUGAUGAAAACUUUAGAAUGUCACAGCAGUUGUAAAACAUGUUAGACUUAAUCAAAUAAAUGUCUCUCUUGCGAAGAAUCUAAUUUAAGAUACUUUUAAAUGAAUUUUUGUCCCUGUCUUGAUGGAUACUAUGAUGUUGGAAUUGAAAUGUGUCAAAAAUGCAGUGACAUUUGUAAGACUUGCUAAGAAAAUUCAACCAAAUGUUACUCAUGUUACUCAAAUCAUCUUCGUGUGAUAAAUCAAAAUACAUGUACUUGCAUUCCUGGAUAUUUUGAUAAUGGUUCAUUAAUAUGUGAAAGUAUUUAAUUGAUUAAAUUAGAAUGCUCAAAUUCUUGUUAAACGUGCAAAAAUUAGAAAGAUUAUUGUACUAGUUGUGAUGUGAAUUAAAAUAGAUUAGAUCAAUCUAUCCUUCAUAAAUGUCCUUGCAUCUCUGAUUUUUAUUAAGAUUCUAAUGAAAUUUGUUAAAGUAGUUAUUUUCUUUUAAUAAAGAAUGUCAUAUAAAAUGCUCCGGAUGUGUUAAUGAGAGAAAUAAUUGUUUAAGCUGCAAAUAUUUAUAAGGUUCCAACAGAUUAACAAUUUCAAAUUAAUGCAAUUGUAAAGACGGAUAUUAUGAUGAUGAUAUCCAGAUUAUCUGUAAUAAAUGUGAUACCCGUUGCAAGACUUGUGAAAGAGAUCCUAAAAAUUGUCUUAAAUGUUUUAGUAACUUAAGAAUAAAUCCUCCUGAUUGUCAAUGUAUGAAUGGCUACUUUGAAAAUUAAUAUCUAACUUGUGAACGUAGCUAUGUUUAAUAAAAAAUAAGCUUGCUAAAUUUAAUGUGAUACAUGUUAAACUAUAGCCUCGAAUUGUGUGACAUGCAAAGUAGGGCGUAUAAACAAAUCAUGUGAUUGCGAAGAUGGAUAUUUUGAAGGUGGUCAACCUUUAUGCAUAUGUAUAAAUUGAAUCAAUAUUGAAGAAUGCGAUUUUUAAUGUUAAAAAUGCAAAAAUUAUGCAACUAACUGCCUAAAAUGUAAAGGUGAUCGAUUGGAGAGUCCACUUUGUCGAUGUUCAGAUGGAUAUUAUGAUGAUUUCUAAAGCAUAAAUUGCUUGAAAUGUGAUUACACUUGUAAAACAUGUACUUUGGAUGGAUGUCUAUCGUGCAAUGGAAACAGAAUCUUAUCAUAUCAAAUGACGUGUGAUCCUCCUCCUAAUUCAAUUAGCUCAUUAUUAACUCCUUGGUGCUCAAGUAUAGUAUUCCUAAUAUCAAAGAUUGCGAAGUAGCUGUGAUGAAAAUUAAAUUAUCAGAUGAUCUGACAGCAAUAAUUGUACAAUUUGAUCUUCCCUUGAACCCAAAUUUCUUUACAAGUUAGCUUGAUAGCAAUAUUUGUUUUAACAUCUUAGACCAGAACACUAUAUCUAAAUUAGGAAUAAAUCCACAAUGUGAUAUAGAUCCUAAUAAUUAACAACAAUUAAUUUUGAGUCUCGGUCGCAAUCCCACAAUUAUUCCAGGAGACUAAAUUAAUUUUUUGUAGGAUUCAUUUGGUCACAAUAAUUGUAAUGGCAAACUGCAGCGUUUCGUUUUUAAUAAACUAGAAAAACCCUCUAACCCAUUAGCCCCUGUUAUAAAAUAUAAUGUACCUACAUAUCUCUUUAAUCCUUGUGAUGAGAACAUCUUUUUGAUAGAAUAAAAACUUUAUGAUGGAUUGAGAAGUUUCAUCUCCAUUUCGUGGUCAUUUAUAGUGUAGGGGGAAAAUGGAAAUGGUGGUCUUGUUAAUUUGGUAACCGAAUUAACAAAUUUUCAAUUACUGGAUCUAACCAUCCCAGAAAAAACCUUACCCAUUUAGUCAAAUAUAACUUUAUUUGUGGAAGUUCAAAAUUUUGUUUUAUAAAAAAAUGUUUUUAAGAUACUAAUUCAAACACAUGCUGGAUAAUUUCCUAGUAUUUUUUCGAACCUUAAACAAUAUUAUUAUCCUUUUGAAUCUAUAAAUCUGGCCUUCACCUUAAAUAAGAAAGGGUGCAUAGAAAAUUCACAAAUUUCAAAAGAUACUUCUUAAUAUUAAAUUAAUUUUUAUGAAAUUUACAGAAACAAUUCUAAAUCUAGACCUUCAAAUAUCAAUUAUACUGAACUAAUUAAUUCUAAUUAAUUAGAAUUUAAUAUUCAAAGCUAUUCUUUAAGUGCAUAAACAGCUUAUACAUUUCUAUUAACAAUAGCAGAUUCUUCAAUUUAAUAUUACUCCUAACAAAAUGUAACUAUUUAGAUUACAUCAGCUGGAAUUCUCUGCUAAUUUAAUGGAACAAAGAAGUUGUAAAAAUACUCAGAUGUUACAAAUAUUUACAUCUUCUGCAAAGAUCUAGAUGUUUAAUAUGAUUGGAAUCAAGACCCAAAUUUGUCAAUAAAGGUUAGUUGUUUAGAUCUAACUUUAUAAGAUGAAUGUAAAGAUUUUUAAUUGAAAACAUUAUAAAUUAAUUCUACCUAAACUAGUUAGAUUUUUCCUAAAGCUACUUUCAAGCCAUUCACAAUUUAAUCUUGGAAAGUAAUUGCCAACAAAAAUUAAUUGUCGUACAAUUAUAAAAUAACUAUUGUAUAUUUAGAAUAUGACUUCAAGAUCCUCGAUAUAGAUUAUAAUAAUGGAUAUUUGAUAAGGCCAGUUAAUACCUAUGAAGAUUUACAAUUUACAUUUAAAAUACCGUUUUAAGAUAGACAGUACCUUUUAGAUUAUUAAAUAGUAAUAAUUUAUGAUUUUCAAUUAAUUUCAAUACUUCGACCUCAAUACUUUAAAUAUUCAUUUUAGUUAUACAAUUACUAUUAAUAAUUUAAUAAAGGAAAUAAAUUUAAUCUUAAAUUUUUAGCUUAAUAUACUAACGAUAUCAUUCCUUGCCAGACAGACUUAAGCUUAGUGUUAAAUUAACCUCCAAUUUGUAAAUUUUAAAUGCUGGAGUAGAAUAUCAAAGCUUUAGAACCUCAUAAAAUGGCAAUUAAUUGUGAAUAAUCAGAAGAUAAACCAUAUCUUUAUUAAAUGAAGGUGUUUCUUUUUUAAGAAGACUUUGAAGAGUUUCAAAAUAAAACAUCAGAUAAUUCACUCCUUUUCUACAGCUUUUAACAAUCGAAUAAUCUAAUUGGGUAUUUUCCUAAUUCAGAAAUCAAUGUUAUUUUUUAAAUCAUAGAUUAACGAGGGUCUAUGACAAAUAUCCAAAAAAGCCUAAAUAUCUCGCAAAAUCAAGUCUUAUGCACCAAUUAAUCUAUAGAUCAAUUAUCAUUAAGGGAAAAAAUUGCAUGGAUAUUUGAAAUAAUGAUUAAUCAUUACGAAGAUUCGAAUUGCACAAAAUUUAAAGAUGAAUUAUUAAAGUACGUUGAAACAGGAAUAAAUUCGGAUAAUAUAUAUGAAAAAUUAUUAGCCUAUUAGGCAAUUAAUCUAUACAAAAGAUAAAUAAUAAAAUAGAAGGCAUCAAACUCUUCGUUGAGAUUGUUAGAAUAAAAUUAUCAAGAUGAAUGCUACAAUAAAGACACAUCACUUUUUAUUAUUACUAAUUAAGAACCAUUCUCAAGAAACAGCACAAAUAUUUCAUCCUUAGCAAUAAGUUCGAAAAAAGUUGAGUCAUAAAUAGCAAAUUUGAUAAAGUUGAAGAAAAAUCUUGAGAAUUAAAAUUCGUAAAAUUCUCUAGUUGUCGAUUCUCAAACAAUUAUCAUGAUUAAAGGUGUAAUCUAAAUGUUAUAAAUUUCGGUACAAUUAAUUGAUAAUUAAUUGUUGAUUAUUUCUUAGAAUGCAACAUCUGCAGAAAAUUAAGAGCAAGUAACAAAGAUAUCUGAAAUGCUAAUUUAAUUAAUUAAUAAUGUUACCAUGCAUAUAAGUGACAAUGUCGAAGUAAAUGGUAGGGUUUUGUUAAUUUAAGGACUGAUAUUGAAAUUGUAAUUUUAAUAACUUACAAAACCUAAAUAUAAUUAAGAGUUUUAAUUACAGAACGAUUACUUAGAUAAUUUAAUUGCAUACAUAUAGAAGUAAUAAUUAAUAGUAAAUUAUAAUUAUUAUAAUCUAUCAGAAAUCUACACAACUAUGCUCCAAAUUUACUUAAAUAGAUCAGAUUUUGAGAUUGAUUAAAAUCAUUUAGUGAAAACAAUUUUAACUAAUUCUCUUUAUACUAAUAAUUAAAUUAAUCAGCUUGAAUUAAAUACUUAUUAUAGAAUUGACUUGGCUGAAUUUCGAUAUUGUUAAAGUUCGUAAGAGACUUCUAUAAUUUUUGAAUAUAAUUAUUAUUGCAUUAAUCACUUAACGGCAAAUAAAUUUGAAAAAUGCGAUUUAGAAAUGGAAGAAAUUGAUAAUCAAAAAACUCAACUCUUUUGUAAAUGUAAAGCAAUAGGAAAUUUAUUUUUGAUAAAAAUUGCCAAUAAAACUAUGACUUAAUAAAAUAAUACAUCGGUGAAUUAAACAUAAUUUGAUUUGAAGUAAAUGAAAUUAUUAAAGCAACCUUAUUUAUUUGUCUAGGUUGUGUUUAUUAUGUCUUCUUUUAUUGUUUACUGUUUCCUAUUUUAUAAAGAAAAUCAAAGAGAUAAGGAAAUUGCAAAGGAACAGAGUUAAAGUGGAACGUAAGAUACAUUAGAAAAAGGUUAGAAAGUUUUUGGAAGAAAAUAUUAUCCAGGUCAUGUGUUUAUAUUUAAAGCAUCUUUCAAAGUAAGUUACUUUAUUAUAAAAAUAGUACAUCCAUUCAAUUUUGUAAUUUUUUUAAGUUGACGAAAACAAAGUGAAUAAAAGCUUUAGAUUCCUUCAAUUUAGUAAUUAAAUAAGCGUUUUAAUAUUAACAUCCAUUUGGGAAGUUUUAGUCCCGAAUUUCGUAAUUAUCAAUGCAUCAAUCAACCUUCUUGUUUUGUUAGGUUUUAGAGCAAUUUCAAAGAUAUUUCAAACGAUUUAUUUGUUUAAAGGCAAAAUUUCUAUAGCAGUGGUUCUACUGUAUUUCUGCCUUCCUUUUAUGUAUGUAUUCCUUACAAUUUUUCUAUUUAAUUAAAAGUAUGUUAUUAUUUAAUAUUAGUGAAAUUAAUUAGACUGGCAUAGAUGUUUAAAUAACUUUAAAUCUAUUGAGUACCUUAUUUUUAGUUUUUUUCAUUUAUGAGCCAAUAGCUAUUUAUCUAAGAAUAGUUAUAUACAAAACUUUUAUGGAAAGUGUUAAAAAUAAUGAAUAUAUUCCAAUCAACCAUUUUGUUUAUUUCUUUAUCUAUCACAGUAAAAUAAAUAAUAUUUACGAUUAAUUAAAUAUUAGAUGA
Messenger RNA from Paramecium octaurelia, 9763 nucleotides. Lineage: Eukaryota; Ciliophora; Oligohymenophorea; Peniculida; Parameciidae. The record is from the annotation of a GenBank genome assembly.